Prunus avium (sweet cherry) is the source of this 1180-nucleotide messenger RNA. RefSeq names its product Aldolase-type TIM barrel family protein (gene HSA32). Lineage: Eukaryota; Viridiplantae; Streptophyta; Magnoliopsida; Rosales; Rosaceae. The record is from RefSeq and is a predicted model, not a curated record.
AGAAAGAACUGGUUUCCUCGAUCAACUGUUCCCAAAAUGAAAGUUCUACAGAAAGCUAAGGGAACACCCAGAAAGGACCUGUCUUUCCCUUCCUUUUUCCAAUUUCUUCUCUGUGAUUCUGUGAACUCGCGUUCUAGAGGAGACGAUGGCGGCGUACAGAUGGAAGUGCUUCGACGAGAACGAAGACCGUCCCGAAAAGCCUCGAAGCUAUGGCGUCACGGAAAUUAGAGGCCCCCAUUACACCCUCUUAAGCCAGAACGUCCUUCAGGAUAUUUUUGAGUCCGUGGGGCAGUUCGUUGAUGGGUUGAAGUUUGCUGGAGGUUCCCAUAGCUUGAUGCCCAAAUCGUUUAUUAAGGAAGUGACUGAUGUUGCUCACAAACAUGACAUAUAUGUCAGCACUGGUGACUGGGCUGAAAAUUUGCUUCGCAAAGGUCCCUCAGCUUUCAAAGAGUAUGUGGAGGAGUGUAAGAGCUUGGGGUUUGACACAAUCGAGCUGAAUGUGGGAUCUCUUGGAAUUCCUGAAGAAACUCUUCUGAGAUUUGUGCGCUUAAUUAAGAGCGGUGGCCUGAAAGUGAAACCUCAGUUUGCAGUCCAGAUAAACAAGUCUGACAUUCCCAUAGGGGAUAGAGCAUUUGGAGCCUACGUUGUCCCGAGGCCACGAUCAUCUGAAUUUGUUGAAGAUGUUGAUCUGCUGAUUAGAAGGGCCGAGAGAUGCUUAGAAGCAGGGGCUGACAUGAUAAUGAUUGAUGCUGAUGAUGUCUGUAAACAAGCUGAUUCAAUGCGGGCAGACAUAAUUGCGAAGAUCAUUGGGCGUCUUGGUGUUGAGAAGACCAUGUUUGAAGCAUCAAAUCCAAGAACAUCAGAGUGGUUUGUCAAACAGUAUGGUCCAAGGGUGAAUCUGUUUGUGGAUCACUCACAAGUGAUGGAUCUGGAGUGCCUCCGGGGACGAAGCUUAGGUAAAAACCAUACAUCUGUGCUGGGUUCCUCGUAUUUUCUGUUCUGAACUUUUUGUAAUAAGAAGGGGGAGAAAGUUAUGGUAAUAUGCGUAUGUGUCUCUUGUUGGAUCUGGUCGUGUUGUCUUAUGAAUUUGUGCUGUUGAUGUAACUUUGUUCAAUAUAACCUUUGUUCCAGUGUGUAAAACAUUACCUUUUAAGAUUUUGAGAAUCAUUGUUGCAACUGA